Cylindrotheca closterium is the source of this 1644-nucleotide messenger RNA. The record is from the annotation of a GenBank genome assembly. Lineage: Eukaryota; Bacillariophyta; Bacillariophyceae; Bacillariales; Bacillariaceae.
AUGGCGCUUCCACAAUUGUUCAUAGCCGCAGUCCUAGCGGGGGCAGUUUCAGGAUUUGUGCCCACCUCUUUCAUUAAGAAUGGCGACAGAGUACUUAAUUUGAUGGAUCCUUCAGUGAUUGAUGUGACUGCAAUCUCAUCAGUUGUCGAAUCUACAUCACAAAUUAUGCAACAAUCCUCAGAACAAGUUUUCAGCAUCGGAAACGGUAUCUCGAACUUUGCGUCACAACCUUCCAGCCUGCUCUCCUUUACUGAUCAAGGCCAGAAUCUUGCUGGAAUUUUCUUCCAAUCGUCACUCCUACCGUACCUUGCAUUCCUCUACUUCCUAUCUUUCAAGGAAAACCGGAUUCCAGAUGUUGGAAACUUCGGAUUUCAGUUUAUUCUGAUUUUCGUUAUCUCUACCAUCCCAUCUGGUAUCAUCAGCAAAUUGACUUAUGGAACUUCUUUGGCCAAUGUUGACUGGCUUCAUGGUGGAGCCGAACUUCUCUUGACCGUUGCAAAUAUCAUGAUUGUUUUGGGAUUUAAGGAGGCUUCAACAAAGUCAGACCAAGCACGCAUUGGACUUCCUCGCGCCGCUUCCCUGGGAAUCUUUGCUCUUUUCAUCGCUGCUAUGGCUUUGGGUCCAACACUUGGAUUCCAAGCCCACUCUGAAUUCAUGCUCGGACUUGGCGAUCUUCCAUCUAGCACUGUCAACUCCCUCCCAUGGGUUACCCACGAAGAUCCAAUCAAUUCGCUAUCGAUUCCAACUUGGAUUAUUCACUUUUCGUCAGUCAUUGAAUAUCUAGUCGCCAUGAACUUGGUUUGGAACUAUUCUGAAGUCACUGGAAACGAGAAAUGGAAGGGCCUUACAUGGGGAAUGCUUCCACUUCACGCCUCUGGAAUCUGCGCAUGCACUUACCACUUUUUCUACAAUGCUUCCGUUCUUCAAAUUCUUGUUACCAUGCAAGCAGGUUUCACACUUUUGGGGAACUUGACAUGUGCUAUUGCAGCAUUUCGUAUCGCACAAAGCAAUGGGUGGAGCUUUGGAGAAUUGAAUCCAUUUGACAAGUCCGACGACGAGGGUAUUGUUGGUAGUAAUGGCGCAGCUGCCAUGCCUUUGGCGAUUUCUGAACCAAAGGAAAGUAAUUUGGUUUUGGUGGCAAAGGUUACUGCCAUGACACUCUUUCUUUCUUAUGCUGUCAAGUAUGGUGAAUUGGGAAUCGACUUGGGUUUUGAACCUUCAGUUCCCGCAGCUUUGGCCAUGGUCUUUAGCAUUCCAGCCAUCACUGCGUUUGGGUACUACAAAAAAUCACAGGGUGAAGAAGGUAGCGGUUUCAGCUUCUUUGGCGGUGACGAUGGCGAGAAAAAGAUGCUCUCGAUGGAUGACGUGAAGAAGUUUGGUGUUGCAGGAACUGUGGCCUACGUUUUGACAGAACUUGCCUUCUGGAUUAUUGCUUUCCCCGUAGCUGGUACAGCACUUUACCAAACGACUGGGCAUUGGCCUGAUGUCAUCAAUGAAGCAGGAGAUCGAGCAGCUGUACUUGGUUUCAUCUUUGCUGGCGCGAAUGUCGCCCGUGCGUUCGUACCUGUUCGCUUGGGAGCAGCCCUAGCUUUGGCGCCAUGGGUCGAUGAGAACAUUCUAAGAGGGGAGGAAAAGGCCGAAUAG